Messenger RNA from Aspergillus clavatus NRRL 1, 11766 nucleotides. RefSeq names its product putative nonribosomal peptide synthase. The record is from RefSeq and is a predicted model, not a curated record. Lineage: Eukaryota; Fungi; Ascomycota; Eurotiomycetes; Eurotiales; Aspergillaceae. Gene Ontology annotation, molecular function: catalytic activity; phosphopantetheine binding. Gene Ontology annotation, biological process: amino acid activation for nonribosomal peptide biosynthetic process; secondary metabolite biosynthetic process. Gene Ontology annotation, cellular component: cytoplasm. Bases 1 to 11766 code for a protein of 3921 amino acids. The transcript is spliced from 2 exons.
AUGGCUGACGACACAGAACAGCUGCGUGAAGGAUGGACAUGUCUUUUCCCCCGGCGGAGUGAUGACACGAAAGAUGAGAGCCACAGAAAGACCAGGAUGAUUGACCCUCUAUCAGUAGAAACGGGUCUCCGUUUUUGUCACCAUCGCGGGAUUGACUUUACAUAUUUCCUGGCAGCCGCAUGGGCUGUCAUCCUUCAGCGGUAUGCUGAGGUUUCCGGCAUCCAGAUGGGGCUGCAAGAGCUUUCGGAUACAGAUCUUGAACAUUCAACACGGAUCGGCUCCAAGAGUGAGAUGAGCCUGCUGCGGGCUUCUCUGGAGGAGAGUACAACAGUUGCCGGUUUGCUUUGUCCAGAAGCAUGGAAGAUGACAGCAGCUAGUGCUGCGAGCUAUUCGGAGUUCAACACGGGUAUAGCAAUUUGCAAAGCCGAUUCGGAUUCUGCAACGAACCCCAUCUCAGUCUCUACAGAUGCACUCGAAGUAUGCAGUAUCGUUCUUGUCUUCAUCAAAAGCCUCGAUGGUAGCACUCCCCGAAUGGUACUCGCGUAUGACACGGAGAUUCUGUCAGAGACGCAUUCCCAGCACCUGUCGAGCUGUCUAGCUCAGGCCAUGGCCUCUGUCGCUCAAAGCAGCGAGCUUCCACUGGCACAAAUACCCCUCAUCGACCGAAAUCAACUAAGCCAGAUCAUACAGUGGCAAAGAUUCCUUGAAAACCCGGCUCCUGCUCAAUCAAUGUACGAGAUCAUCUACCAAAAUUCUAUUCUGCAACCAGAGCACACAGCAUUGGACGCCUGGGACGGUUCCCUGACUUACCACCAACUUAUCGAGCAUGCGUCUGCGCUCGAGCUGCGGCUGCGAGGGCUAGGUGUGAAACCGGGGAUGAUAGUAGCGACUUGCUUCAGCAAAUCAGUCUGGGCGGUAGUAGCCAUGCUAGCAAUCAACAAGGCCGGCGCAGCAUUCAUGCCGUUGGAUCCUUCUCAUCCGUCGAGUCGGUUGCGCAAGAUCGUGUCCCGUUCCGGAUGCUCGAUCGCCUUGACAUCAAGAGGAGGCUUUGAGCUACUGAAGGGAAUUGUGCCGUGCAUAAUGGUUGUUUCAGAGUCGAACACACGAAAGUUACCAGACUAUUUCACUGAUGCGCUGCCUACCGCCGCAUUAAAGCCUGAUGCCCCUGCUUACUGUCUGUUUACGUCCGGCAGCACAGGUGAGCCCAAAGGAUGCAUAGUGGAUCAUGCAGCGUUUGCGAGUAUUGCAGACCACGGGAGGGCAAUUGGGAUGAGCUUCGCCAGCCGUGUACUCCAAUUUGCCUCAUACAGCUUUGGUGUAUCCCUAAUCGAGAUCUGGUGCACUCUGAGUGCUGGGGGCACUGUUUGCGUGCCUGCAGAAGAGGACCGGACCAGCCGACUCUCCGGCGUGAUGAAUGACAUGCAAGUCAAUUGGUCCAUAAUGACACCUACGGUGAUAGAUUCCUUGACACCUGAGAGCGUUCCUCUUCUCGGCACUGUCCUGGUUGCAGGGGAACCAUUAAAAGCGCCACAAAUCGACCUCUGGGCUUCCAACGUCAAUCUUUACCAGGGAUAUGGUCUGACAGAGUGGGCAGGGUUGUUCUCCAUCUCGCCCAGAAUACAUUCACGUAGUGAUCUCAGCAGCAUUGGCUCGCCAAUUGGUGGUAGAUGCUGGCUUGUUGACCACCAAUUUCCGGAUCAGCUUGCUGGAAUUGGCCUCGUGGCCGAGCUGGCAAUUGAGGGUCCUAGUCUCGCGCAGGGAUACAUCAAUGAACCUGAAAAAACAGCAGCGAGCUUCUUGGAAUCAACCCCGUGGAUGUUGGAUCUCCCCGAGAAAGGCCACAGAAAGAAGGCGAUCUACAAAACGGGUGACCUUGUGUACUAUGAUCACCAGGGUAAUCUUCGAUAUGUCGGCCGAAAGGACCGCCAGGUGAAAAUCCGCGGCCACCGUGUCGAGCUGAAGGAGAUUGAAGCCCAUAUCGGUCGAAACGCUGUUGUCGAGGCUAUUCAGCCCGUUGACGACACAGGCCCCUUGACUCUUGUGGCGUUUAUGCCCUUCCAAUCGCCCCGUCUCUCUUCCCCUGGAGUGAAUAACAGCACGGAAGAUGUGCUAUUCACGAUAGGAGACGGUGCUUUUAAAGACUCUGCAGACGCUAUAAAAAAGAGGCUCGAAGCCCUCUUACCAGAUUACAUGGUCCCCAGCAUGUUCAUCCCUGUCAAAAAACUGCCCUUGACGAUAUCAGGCAAAAUUGCGCGCCAGAAGCUGCGCAGCUCGGCGAGCAAACUGCGACGCGCAGAGCUCCUCGAGCUAACGGGUUUGAGAAAGGGUGUUGAUGGCCCGUCAACAUCACAAGAAAAAACCUUACACGAGCUGGUAGUCGAUCUCCUGAACCUGAAGAGAGAAGAGGUAGGCAUGGAGCAUGACUUCAUCACAUUGGGCGGUGAUUCUGUGACGGCGAUGAGGUUGGUCGGCAAGGCACGACAGAAAGGCCUGCACCUCACAGUUCAAGACGUGCUCAGGAUGCCAGUAUUGAGAGAUCUAGCCCGGCAAGCGACGUCGAAAACGACGGAGAAGCCACGUCCAGUCACACAACUACAACCAUUCUGCCUUCUGGAGCCCAGCUCGCGAGAUACGCUUGUCGCUUUGGCAACCAAGGCUUGCCGGGUACCCCAAGAGCAGAUAGAGGAUAUAUAUCCCUGUACUCCCCUUCAGGAAGGGAUGAUUGUACUCGGGGCACAACAAAAGGGAAAGUAUAUAGCACGAUUUGUCUAUCAGCUAGAGGAAACAGUCGAUUUGGCUCGGCUUCAUUUGGCAUGGGACCAGACAGUUGCGGCAAACUCUAUUCUUCGAACAAGGAUUAUCAGAGUAGAGGGGAAGGCGAUGCAUCAAGUUGUGAUGAACGAGAAGAUCGAGUUGGCUCCUGUGGCCGACGGCCUCGAUGGGUACCUCGAAACAGCCCAAGCCGAACCAACACCGAUGACGCUGGGAGACGCCUUGAUAAAGGCUGUUUUGAUACAUGCCAAAGAUGAAUCCUCAUGCAGGUUCCUCGUUUUGACGAUACAUCAUGCGAUAUGCGACAGAUGGUCUGUGAAGCAGUUGAUGGACCAGCUCAAGGCAGCGUACAACGGCGCGACGCUGAGCCCCAACUCAUUCACGGGCUUUAUUCGGUACAUUCAAGAUCUUGAUUUGACGGCUGCAGAGACAUAUUGGAGAUCCCAAUUUGAUAACCUAGACGCCGAGGUCUUCCCUGCUCUCCCGGCAAGGGACUACAGACCUAGCGCAACCGAGUCGUCAACGCUCCGGAUCAACUGUCGCCAUGCAGCACCAAUUGGCUUCACUAUGUCCACUGUCAUCCGCCUCGCGUGGGCGAUUGUCAUCGCCCACUAUGCAAAUACCCCCGACGUUGUAUUUGGAGCUACUGUGACGGGUCGCGCUGCUCCGGUCGACGGGGCGGAAUCAUUGACAGCACCCACCAUUGCGACAGUUCCGCUGCGUGUGAAAUUAGACUUGCACAUGAGCAUUGCAAAAGCCUUUGAGAUGGUUCAGAAGCAGACCAGCGAGAUGAUCCCUUUUGAGCAAGUCGGGUUACAAAGGAUCCGCAAAUGCAGCCCCGAAGCAGAAGCCGCAUGUCGUUUCCAGAGUCACCUGGUCGUCCAGCCGUCGUGGGGUGCGUCAAAGCAUGAAGUCUUCACGCAAUUAGAAGAGGGUGCUGCAACAUUAGGUGGAUUUGCGGCGUAUGCGCUGGUUCUGCUCUGUAAUCUUACUGAAGACUCUGCCGUGGACGUCGUGAGCGAAUUCGACCCAGGGGUGCUGGAUGCCACCAUGAUCAAACGUCUAAUGCACCACUUUGAGCACGUCCUUCAAUACCUGCUCGUGCAUCCAGAGCAGAAUAUAGAUCAGAUUCCGACGGUUGGCAACUUUGACGUGGAGCAGCUACGUCAAUGGAACGGGACGCUGCCAUCGACAGAAAAUGUAUGUGUCCAUGAAGUCAUUCGGCAAAGACACAUCGAAAGACCGGACGCAACUGCAAUCUGUGCUUGGGAUGGUAGCUUCACUUACGAGGAACUUGAUCUUUGGUCCACGCGACUUUCCACCUUUUUAAUGAACCGUGGUAUCAAACCUGAGGUCUUUGUGCCAAUCAUAUUUGAGAAGUCUCGCUGGGUGAUAGUCGCCAUGCUUGGAGUUAUGAAGGCAGGAGGGGCGUUUAUGAUGCUGGAUCCUUCACAACCAGAGCAGCGACUGAAGACCAUUUGCCAGCAGAUCCAUAGUCCUCUGAUCAUAGCUCAUGCUGAAACAGGGUCCCUGGCUGCGACGCUACAUCCCGAAGUAGUCGAGAUAGACCAGAAAUUCACGAACUCAUUAUCCUGUUCUCAAGAGAGCGUGUCAAAGGCCGAAGUAAGCCCCGAUACUGCACUCUAUGCAGUUUUUACUUCAGGGUCCACGGGAACGCCGAAGGGUGUCAUAAUUGAGCACAGGUCAUACUGCUCUGGUGCGAUGGCACACAUACAAGCAUGCCGCAUAACCUCCCAAUCUCGAAUGUUACAAUUCGCCUCAUAUGCAUUCGACACAAGCAACAUGGAGAUUCUGAGUACCCUGAUGGCAGGCGGGUGUGUUUGUGUCCCAUCAGAGUAUGCACGGAAGAAUGAGCUUGCAAGGGAAGCAGCUCGCCUCCAAAUCACACACGCAAUUCUCACACCUUCGCUAGCCCGACCAUUACUUAGCUCCUCAGAAAAAUUCGCAGAGACCAUCAUUGUUGUAGGAGAGCCCAUGUCACACUCGGACGUCUCAGAGUGGGCGAAGCAAUGCCGAUUAAUGAACGGGUAUGGGCCAUCAGAAUGCUCAGUGAAUGCCACCUUGCAGCCAAACAGCGGCUGUGGACUUCAUAGCGAUCCUCGCAAUAUUGGCUUCCCAACGGGUGCCGUCUGCUGGGUUACUAAUCCAGAAGAUCAUAAUAUUCUGCGCCCUAUCGGUGCAGUGGGCGAGUUGUUGAUCGAGGGACCUAUUGUAGGUUGUGGCUACCUGAAUGACCCGGACCGAACCAAGGCUGCGUUUGUAGACGCCCCUUCGUGGUUGGAAAUCAUUCGAGAUAAGCCAACCGCCACGAGGCUGUACAGAACCGGGGACCUCGUCAAAUAUGCAUCUGAUGGCUCGUUACAAUACAUUGGACGCAACGACACCCAAGUCAAGUUGCGAGGACAACGCAUUGAGCUUGGGGAGAUAGAGAACCAUAUUCGUCGAUGUUUUCGAGGGGCUAUUGACGUCGUGGUUGAAAAAGUUCAACCAUCAGCGGCUAAUGACCGGCCAUGCCUAGUCACUUUCAUCAGCAUGGAGGCAGCGACGCAAGGUAGCCAUACUGAGAGCCUCGACAAGUUUGCGAAACCAACAGAUGGCUUCAGGGCGAUGGUAGCAACAGGGCACACCGAGCUGCUUAGUGCUGUACCUGAAUAUAUGGUCCCUGACAUUUUCAUUCCCUUGUCAUCCAUGCCCCGAACGGUCUCUGGCAAAGCAGAUCGUCGGCGCCUUCGGACCAAGGCAGAGACCUUUUCAUUUGCAGAACUGAGCACCUUUAGAUCAUCGCAGCAAGAGAAAAGAGCCCCCGUUAGUGAAGGCGAGCUUGCAAUGCAGGGAGUCUGGUCACAAGUCCUCAAUCGACCGCUGGACGAAGUUGGCACAGACGAUACCUUUUAUCAGCUGGGAGGCGACUCUAUUUCUGCCAUGCAGGUGGUCGCUCUGGCACGCUCCAGAGAACUAUACACGUCUGUUGAAGAUAUCUUGCGAUUCAAGACUAUUGCCAAUAUAGUCAGCCAUUGCAAGCAGCCUUCGAAAGUAUCGAUCCAGACCAGUGAUGCUCUUGAUGUACCUUUUGGUCUAUCGCCAAUUCAGCAGCUCUUCUUCGAGAAACAAGGAAGGGUCGCUCAUCAUUUCAAUCAAGAGUUUCUCCUUCGCAUGUCCAGGAGAAUCGAUGUUGUACAAUUAAAGCAGGCUCUAAUCGCCAUUGUCACAAGGCAUCCAAUGCUACGCGCGGUCUUUGUGCAGCAGUCCAAUGGCAAAUGGCAGCAAAUGCUUAGAGCUAUAGAUGACGCUGUUUGUCGAUACGUCGUCCAUACUGUUUCAGGACGCAAUGAAUUGGAUACAGUCGUCGCAAACACUCGCGGGUCACUGAAUAUCGAGACAGGCCCUCUCUUCGCUGCAGAUUUGGUGAACAUUGCGGAAGAUAAGAGCCAGUAUCUGUUUUUGGUGGCUCAUCAUCUGGCCAUCGAUCUCGUAUCCUGGCGUAUUAUCUUUGCUGACCUACAGAAAGUGUUAGAAGGGGAGCCUCUUCCGACGAACCGAUCUGUCUCUUUCCAGGCGUGGUGCUCUCUGCAGGAGGAUUAUUGCAUGGAACAUCUGGGUCCACUUCAGGCGAUACCCAAAAGCCUCCCUGACAACUAUCCCAUGGAUCCGAAAUCCUUCUGGGGGCUUUCAGGAAAAGCCAAUGUUUUUGGCGACACUGUAGCAGAGAAAUUCACGGUCGAUCGGCAAGUCUCGCAGCAGCUGCUGGGCGAAGCAAAUCAAGCCUUCAACACAAGACCUGCGGAUAUCUUCAACACAGUGGCCCUAUAUUCCUUUACGGAGGUGUUCAAAGAUCGACCUGCACCCCUGGUCUUCUGCGAAGGCCACGGCCGCGAACCUUGGGACCCUUCCAUCGACCUGUCCGAAACGGUAGGAUGGUUCACCACACUGUGGCCAGUGAUUGUGGAUAUGCAGAAGGGCAACGACCUUCCGCAGCUGCUCCGGCUCGUCAAGGACGCCCGCUCUCAGACACCCAGGAACGGAUGGGCCUAUUUUGCCUCGCGGUAUCUUCACCCGGAUGGCCGCAAGGCGUUCGGCACUUCUCAUUCAGCGGAGAUCAUCUUCAACUACACGGGCGAGUACCGGCAGUUCGAACUGGCUGAUUCGCUAUUCCUGCCUGAUGAUCACUCAAUUCAGGGGGCGCUCAAUGCCGCGCCUGAUGUUGAGCGACUUGCCUUGUUCGACAUCACCGUCUCGGUGUCCCACGGUUGCUUACAAUUUCAUUUCAUCUAUAACCGCCACAUGUUGCACCAGGAUGCCAUCCAGGACUGGAUCCAAGCGUGCAAGCGCAAUCUAAACGUUGCAUGCGAAGUACUGAGUUGCCUCCACCCCAGGCCGACUCUGAGUGACCUUCCAUUGAUGCCAAUCUCUCAUGAUCAGCUCGAUACUUUCAUUGAUACCAUCUUACCAUCGAUUGGAUUAACAUGGGAGAAUGUGGAAGAUUUCUAUCCUUGUUCCCCUGUGCAGCAGGGUAUGCUCGUCGCCCAGGCAAAGAAUGCGGAUAAUUACCUAGUCCAGGUGACAUGGAAGAUCGAAUCGACAAGUGGUACACCUUUAAAUAUUGUCCACCUGGAGCAUGCCUGGGCCCAAGUGGUGAAGCGCCACGCUGUCCUGCGCACAAUCCUCGUUGAUGGAAUAUCUGAUAAUUCAUAUCUGGAUCAGGUUGUGCUGAAAACGACUUCUCCCCAGACGCUCUUCGACAAACGUUCUCAGCCAGUGUGGAAGAAGGGUGAUCUGCUCUAUAGGAUGACAUUCUUGGAGACAGAAAAUGAUGCUUGCCUCUGCCAGCUUGAAAUCAACCACGCCAUCAUAGACGCUGCGUCUCUGGACAUCAUGAAACAAGACCUCUGUCUUGCGUACGAGGAAAAGCUCCCCGCGGGCCAACCGCCCUUGUAUAGUGCCUUUCUCGAAUAUCUGCAGCAACAGCCGUCAGGCGCUGCGAAAGAGUAUUGGACGGCCUACCUAGACGGUAUCCAGCCAUGUCACUUUCCGAACAUUGAUUUUGCUGGUGGCCGCAAGCCCCCUCAGUUGCGGCACCUGUCUAGACGACUCCCCAAUGGUUCUGAAAUUCAUGGUUUUUGCAAAGAGCGUAAUGUGACCAUAUGGAACAUAGUCUGCCUUGCAUGGACGCUGGUUCUUCGAUCCUACACCCACUCGGACCAGGUGUGCUUCGGUUCGGUCAAGUCCAGCAGAGACCUGCCUAUUGACAACGUCGAGCAAAUAGUCGGCCCAAUCAUCAAUAUGCUUCCGUUCUGCAUGUCUUUGAAUACAAAAGAGACCGUCGAGCAAGCAUUGCACAAGAUCCAACAGGGCUAUCUAGAGAGCCUUCGGUAUCAGACGUUUCCGCUCUUCGAGAUAAACCAGGUAGCACAGGUGGCUCAGCAGUCACUCUUCAAUACGGCAAUUACGGUUCAACGUGGGCAGAUCCAUAACGACAAGAACGAAGAUGGUGUCCGUAUUCAAACGGUAGAAAAGGCUGAGGUCACCGAAUACGAUAUUGUGCUGUCUGUGGACUAUACUGAUGCUGGGCUUGAUGUCCAGCUCAGGUACAAGACAUCCAUCAUGUCCGAAAGUCAAGCCGCCAGCGUCUUGGCCACGUUCGAGCAAGCGACGUCAGGCAUUGUCUUAAACAGCAACGUGACAAUCGAACAGAUCGACAUCUUCAGUGACCACGACCGCGCCUUGGUCUGGACUCGGAAUUCGUCCAUUCCCGACGCAGUGGAAGCGUGUAUUCACGAGAUUAUUGAGAAGAAGUGCUUCGAGCAGCCUGAUGCGCCGGCGGUUUGUGCAUGGGACGGUGAUUUCACUUUCCAAGAAGUGCACAGACUAUCCUCGGAGCUUGGCAGUCAUUUGGCCGCGAAAGGUGUCGGACCAGAGGUGAUUGUGCCUCUUUGUUUCGAGAAAUCCCGCUGGACGGUGGUGGCGAUGCUAGGGGUGUUGAAAGCUGGCGGUGCAUUCAUCCUCUUGGAUCCCUCCCAUCCUUAUGCAAGGUUGAGGGCUCUCUGUGACAGUGUCGGUGGAAAGGUCAUAGUGUCCUCUCAAGAGAACGUUGACUUAAGCCGACAACUCUGCAGCGAUGUUGUGACCGUCGGGACAAGCCAUGCCUCCUGGUCAGACGUGCCUACGACCGACACUGUGCUGCAAAAUGCUCGGCCAAAUAACGCUGCGUAUGUUAUUUUCACAUCUGGCUCCACUGGUAAGCCAAAGGGGGUCGUCAUAGAGCAUCGAGCCUUUUGCACAGGUGCUGCUGCUCAGGUACAGUCAUUAUGUCUGGAUAAGUCAACGAGAUUUGCUCAGUUUUCCUCAUUUGCGUUUGACAUCUGUGUUCUGGAGCACUUCACGACGCUGAUGGCGGGCGGAUGCAUCUGCGUGCUGUCCGAGUCCCAGCGCCGAGACAAUCUGGGUGAAAAUCUCAAGGCCCUCGGAGCAAAUCAUGCCCUGCUGGUUCCUUCCGUUGCCCGGCUGCUCAAACCAGAGAAAGACAAUGCUCUCUCGACUCUGAUCCUUGGAGGGGAGUGCAUGAGCCAAACAGAUGUAUCCACCUGGGCAGAUCGAGUUCGUCUACUCAACAUAUACGGACCAGCGGAGUGUUCCGUCAUCUCGACUGUUCAGGAUUCUUUCACAUUGGAAUCGGACCCUCGGAAUAUCGGCUAUCCCUGCGGAUGCGUUUGCUGGAUCGUGGAUGCCAAGGAUGUGAAUAAGCUUGUGCCCAACGGCGCCAUUGGGGAGCUGUUAAUCGAGGGCCCUAUUGUGGCCCGUGGAUAUCUGAAUGACCCGGGCAGGACAGCUGAAGCGUUCGUUCCACCACCUGUGUGGUUUGAGGGCCAAAGACCUAGCACUUCUUUCUACCGGACUGGUGACCUAGUGAGAUACAACGCCGACGGGUCUAUCAAUUUUAUUGGGCGGCGAGACAUGCAGGUUAAACUGCGAGGGCAGCGGAUUGAGCUGGAAGAAGUCGAGGCCCAUGUGCGGCGGUCGUUCGAAGGCGCGGUCGAGGUGGUGGCAGAGGUGGUUGUCCCUGCAGGCGAAGGAACCCGCAACAACCCCCUUCUUGUCGCUUUCGUAUGGUUCCAGCCUACAUCGCCCGGCGAGAAAAUACAUCGUGCAGAGGAAGCGGAGGCUUCCAGUGUCUUUGUCACGCCCUCGGAAAGCUUCUAUACGAGGGUGACAGAGGCAGAGGCCAAACUUCGGCAAACAGUUCCAACAUUCCUUGUGCCGUCGCUCUUUGUUCCGAUUUCGCAGCUUCCGCGGACGGGAUCCGACAAGGUCGACAGGAGAUACUUACGACAGGCAUUAGCGGCCAUGUCACAAGAUGAUCUGGCAAGAUUUCGGGCUCCUACAGCUUUCGGGUCGAAGAAGGCGCCAUCGUCGGAAGCAGAGCAUAGACUGCAGUCAAUUUGGGCCAAGGUUCUUGGUCUCUCCCCAGACACCAUAGGUUUACACGAUAAUCUCUUCCACUUGGGUGGCGACUCGAUUGACGCAAUGAAGGUCGCUGCUCUCUCGCGUGCGGCCGGCCUCGCUGUGAGCGUCGCAAGUAUCUUCGCUCAGCCCACGCUCGAAGCUCUGGCUAAAGAUGCAGCGGCUGAGGGGACAGAAAAUGCAGCUCGCCUUGAACCAUACUCCCUGGUGACCACAGAAGCUCGCAACCAUUUGACAGCAAACUUGACGGCACAAAUUGCCAUUGUAGUCAGUGACGGCAUUGUCUCUGAUGUGCUUCCGGCCACUGAAGUACAACGGUUCUUCAUUGACCGAGAGACAUUGCAUUACUACAACUUUGCGUUGCAGGGCAGACUUGAUCCGGAACGACUUCGAACGGCGUGUGAUGCCAUGAUGGCGCGGUAUAGUAUUCUUCGCACGCUGUUUUCGGAACACGACGGCGACCUGUUCCAGAUCGUUUUGCACAGGCUCAAGGCACCAUUUGCGCAUCAUCACACGGAAGAUGAACCGUUGCCAUUCGCUCAACAGUUGUGGGCGCGGGAUCGUAGCAAGUUCGAUAUUUUGAACGGCCCGGCAGCCUUUUUCAUCUUGGUUUCUCAGAAAUCGGGGGACAACCAUGUAUUCAGUAUUCGAAUUUCUCAUGCCCAAUGGGAUGGCGUCUCUUUCUCAGCUCUUGUGAAAGAUUUGGCUGCGGCAUACAAUCAAAGUGCAUUGCCCCCGACUUCGGAUUUCGCCAGCUAUCAAUAUCAUCGGGCUGCACAAACCGGUGACGCAUCGUUCAGCUUCUGGCGGCAGUACUUGCAAGGAGGCGUUAUGGCAUCGCCAUUCCAACUCCGAGAUCCCCUUGAACUCCCUGCUGGUGAGGAAUUCAGGACCAUGUGGCAUGUCGAAACCAUCCCCCUCCCUCAGCUAGCCCCUGGGAUUACCAUGGCCACACUGGUCAAAGCAGCAUGCGCGUUCUACAUCGCGUCCAUCACCUCCCAUAAAGACAUAGUCAUCGGCCAGACCGUCAACGCCCGGAGCAUGCCCAUCGACAACAUCGACGUGAUUCUUGGCCCCUGUCUCAACUUUAUCCCGUUCCGAGUCUCCUUCCAGCCCGAGUGGACGAUCCGUGACCUCCUGGAGUCCGUGCGUGCACAGUAUGCGCAGACCGUGCAGCACGAGUUCCUGGAAUUGAAAGAUAUCGUGCAGCAUGCUACCGACUGGCCAGCGGAUACGGAGUUUGGGGUGAUUGUUCAACAUCAGAACAUCCAGCUCAGUCAUGACCUCGGCUUGCACGGAAUCGAAGCGAAAUACUCCCUCUUUCCGCAGUUCGAGCCCCGAGGGGAGGUGUUCGUCUUCACGGAGCCAUACGAAGACAGGGUGGAAGUGCAGGUGUGCGCGAAUAGUCGAAUCUUGUCUCCGGAACGUGGACGGUUGAUGGCCAAGGGAAUUAGCGAGACCAUUGAACACUUCUCGCGCUCACUGGGGGCGUUGGUAUCGGAUUUCAGGGUUUAG